Messenger RNA from Branchiostoma belcheri (Belcher's lancelet), 2574 nucleotides. RefSeq names its product scavenger receptor class B member 1-like. Gene Ontology annotation, molecular function: scavenger receptor activity. The record is from RefSeq and is a predicted model, not a curated record. The coding region runs from base 157 to 1782 and encodes 541 amino acids. Lineage: Eukaryota; Metazoa; Chordata; Leptocardii; Amphioxiformes; Branchiostomatidae. Gene Ontology annotation, cellular component: cytoplasm; membrane. The transcript is spliced from 13 exons.
GGGGAUAUUGAAAUAACCUAUGUAGUCCGAUCACGUGUCGAAGUUUACACAACACACCCAAGGCACACCCAUCCGUCCGUUUCCAAAGCUCAUCAGAUACAAACUUCAGGGGACCGUAAAAAUAUAUAAAGCAAGCAAGCAACAUGAUGUGACAUCAUGUUGAACCGAAAAUCAUCGAUAUACGAUCAGGUUCACUUUGCACUGAUUAGAAAAAAAAGGAUUAAACCCCUACGCCAGGCGAGAAUGGAACAGCCCAUCACAAGAUGGUGGACAGGUGUCAGGUUGCAGUGUUCACCAAUGGCGCGUUCAGCUCGCUGUGCGGGGAUUGUGGGCGUGACGUGCCUGCUGAUCGGAACUCUGGGACUGUGUCUGUAUAACACCCUGCUCUACACCUUCGUCACUAAGAUGAUGGUUCUCCAGGAGGGAUCGUUCAUUUAUAACUUCUGGAAGGACAUCCCGAUCCCGAUCUACAUGCAGUUCUACCUGUUCGACAUCCUGAAUGUGGACGAAGUGAUGAAGGGGGGGAAACCGGCAGUGCAACAGCGGGGACCGUACACUUACAGGGAGUACAGAAAUAAGUCCAGUCUCCAGUUUCACGAAGACGACACAGUUUCCUACUUGAACGUGAAACGGUACGAGUUCGUGCCGGAGAUGUCAGUCGGGUCAGAGAACGACACAUUAACGACACUCAACAUUCCAGCUAUGGCGAUCUCGUGGUGGCUGAAGUCGCAGCGGGCCGGCAUUAAGGACGCGGCGUCUCUGGCGCUGCUUCUGGCCGGGGAACCGCUGUUUUUCCGCCGCUCGGUCUCGGGGCUGAUCUGGGGCUACCCGGAGCCGCUUCUCGCCGCCGCACACAGGUUCGCGCCGGCGCUCAUCAGGGACGAUAAGUUCGGCCUUUUCUUAAAUCAAAAGACGAACUCCACAGAUGGCGUAUACACGGUGUUCACAGGACGGACGGACCCGGCCAAGUUCGCCGACAUCUACCAGUGGAACGGCAUGACAAAAUUACCGUACUGGAAGCCUCCAUGUGGCAGAGUAAAUGGCACAGAGGGAAUAAUGUUCCCACCGAUAGAAGACACGGAAAAACGGCUGUACAUCUUCGUGUCCGAUUUGUGCAGGUCAGCCUACCUGACGUACGAAGGCGCCCGGGCCGUGGGCGGCGUGCCGGUGUACCGCUACACGCUCCCGCCGGAGGAGCUGCGCAGUGGCCGGUCCGACCCCGACACAGCCUGCUACUGCGGGGACACAUGUCUGCCGGACGGGCUCAUAGACGUGAGGAACUGCCACUUAGACGCUCCGGUCGUCUUAUCACUGCCUCACUUCUACCUUGGGAACGAGAGUUUGUCUAGGGGAGUGACCGGUCUCGAACCCAAUAAAAUGGAGCAUCAGAUCUUCCUUGACGUGGAACCGAGUACAGGCGUGGCGUUAGCGGCGGCAAGAAGAACCCAGAUCAACAUCAUCGUCAGCCCCGUCACACAUAUGAGAGAAACAGAAAAGGUUCGGGAAGUGGUGCUGCCUAUCGUUUGGAUUAAUGAGAGCGCGGCGGUCGGUCCGGACUUUACUCAGUACUUCUGGGACCAGGUUGUUCUGAAGGAACGCGCUGGUCUGGGCGGACUGGUGGCCAUGGCGGCAGCGGGGGGAGCACUGGUGCUGCUGGUGUCCCUAUGGUCCUGCAGCAAACGGAAAGACGCAGCUGAACACGGUGUGAGACCCCGGAUUAUACAGGCCACUAAAACCGGAGAGGAGGCGACUCCAUUGUUACAGUCUGAGGGUCGCACAUGAGGGCCGACAGAUCUAUGUCAAUAUUAUAUAAGUACUAAUUUUACUGUACUGAAAUGUGGAUAUUCUUAUUUAACGGAUGUUCUGAACCAUACGGUGAUAACACACGUAAGGAAGGAGGAUAAUAUAACACACGCAACGAGAUGCAGAAUAGAAUAAUUUUGUCACAUCUGGGCUGGAUACGGAGCUGCCGUAAGGUCACUAAACUGCCUCAGCCGAGUUCAAAACCGCUUACAACAUCUUGUUGGGAGUGACUUGAUAGCCACCCUACAACCACUCUCACACAGGCGAUAUGUUGCAAGCACGACGUUAUUUUAUCCUAUUUCCACGGUAAAUGCACAGAAAUAUAACUUGCACACAGGGCAGAGAAAACAAGGCAGCAACCUAACUGUCCUUUUUCACAACAUGGUAAUGUAUUAGUUAUCCUUGAAAAAAAGGAACCGUCUUAAUUAGAUCAAAUUUUCAUGUAACAAGUCGUACCAUCAUGGGCAGCUGCUAUACUGGGUAGGGGGUAGUCAAAUAGAAUGGAACAUUUGCCUUUGACUGCCAAAACUUGCCAAUAACGCUGGGUCCUUGACGGUGUCUGAACCGACACAUUGACGACAUAAUUCUCAUUUUCGAUAUGCCCCCGUGGGAGGGCAUUUUAUUUAUUUAUCAUUAUAUAUAAAACAAUCGACAUGGCAGAAGUACAUGGGCAUCUAUCUUGAAUUGUGUCCUAGUUUAUACGUAUAAAAAUAUUGGAACGUAAAAAGAAAUUCUUAUCAGAUAAUCCUUCAACAAAGUAGAGGUCUGAAC